AUGAAGACCAAGUUCUGCAACGGGGGCGAGGCGGAGCCCUCGCCGCUCGGGCUGCUGCUGAGCUGCGGCAGCGGCAGCGCGACGCCGGCGCCGGGCGUGGGGCAGCAGCGCGACGCCGCCAGCGACCUGGACUCCAAGCAGCUGGGCGGCCGGCAGCCCCCGGCGCUGCCCCCGCCGCCGCCGCCGCCCGCCGACGAGCAGCCGGAGCCGCGGACGCGCCGCAGGGCCUACCUGUGGUGCAAGGAGUUCCUGCCCGGCGCCUGGCGCGGCCUCCGCGAGGACCAGUUUCUCAUCAGCAUCAUCAGGGGCGGCCUCAGUAACAUGCUGUUCCUGUGCUCCUUACCGGACACGGUGGCCACCGUCGGCGACGAGCCCCGGAAAGUGCUCCUCCGCCUGUACGGUGCGAUCUUAAAGAUGAGGUCCUGUAAUAAGGAGGGAUCCGAACAAGCUCAGAAUGAAAAUGAAUUUCAAGGCGCCGAGGCCAUGGUUCUGGAGAGCGUCAUGUUCGCCAUUCUCGCGGAGCGGUCGCUCGGGCCGAAGCUCUACGGCAUCUUCCCGCAAGGCCGCCUGGAGCAGUUCAUCCCGAGCCGACGAUUAGAGACUGAAGAAUUAAGUUUGCCAAAUAUUUCUGCAGAAAUAUCUGAGAAAAUGGCCACGUUUCAUGGUAUGAAGAUGCCAUUCAAUAAGGAACCGAAAUGGCUUUUUGGCACAAUGGAAAAGUACCUGAAUCAAGUGCUGAGAAUUAAAUUCACCGAGGGAGCCAAGGUGAAGCAGCUGCACAAAUUCCUCAGUUACAACCUGCCCUUGGAGCUGGAGAACCUGAGAUCAUUGCUUGAAUCCACUCCAUCUCCAGUUGUAUUUUGUCAUAAUGACUGUCAAGAAGGUAACAUCUUACUGCUGGAAGGGGGAGAGAAUUUGGAAGAGCAGAAACUGAUGCUCAUCGACUUUGAAUACAGCAGUUAUAAUUACAGGGGCUUCGACAUUGCGAACCAUUUCUGUGAGUGGAUGUAUGAUUACAACUAUGAGAAGUACCCCUUUUUCCGAGCGAACCUGGGGAAGUUCCCCACCCGGAAGCAGCAGCUCCAUUUUAUUUCCAGUUACUUGGCUGCAUUCCCACAUGAGUUUGAAAACCUCAGUAAUGAAGAAAAGUUCAUUAGAGAAGAAGAAAUGCUGGUUGAAGUCAAUAGGUUUGCCCUCGCCUCCCACUUCUUCUGGGCGCUGUGGUCCAUCGUGCAGGCCAAGAUCUCCUCCAUCGAGUUCGGCUACAUGGACUACGCCCAGGCGAGGUUUGACGCCUAUUUCCACCAGAAGAGGAAGCUGGGGGUGUGA
This is a messenger RNA of Pipistrellus nathusii (Nathusius's pipistrelle), 1329 nucleotides long. NCBI's taxonomy places the organism in Eukaryota, Metazoa, Chordata, Mammalia, Chiroptera, Vespertilionidae. The record is from the annotation of a GenBank genome assembly.